UUGUUUACCAUGUAUAAAUUGUGUAUUUAGUUAUUUAAAUCUGUAUUUUGUAAAAAUAUAAAUGGACGAGUUACGAGGACCUAAUAUUCAAAUCGUACUUCAUGUAAAAGAAGGUAUUGGCUUUGGAUUUCUUCGUAUACCCUUUAUCGUGAGUGGAUCUCUCAAUGGAUAUAUGCUGGAAACCGAUCCAGUUGUACCAACUCAUGCACCGGCCUUCGAUGCUGAACUGGUUUGGGAAGCUGAUAAAAGAAGAUUUCGGAGUUUGCGAGUACAAAAUGUGCCAAUCAAAGUUGAAGUAUUUACAACAAGCACACAAGGCAGAAAAGAUAAAAUAGGAUAUAUUUUAUUGAGCUUAUUAGGUGCACAGCCAUGUCCAUCAAAUAAAUUUGUAGAUGUGAAAUACUCAUGGCAUAAAUAACUUGGAAUAAAAUCUGAAGGCAAAUGUUGUCAUCCACAGUUACUUAUGAGCCUUUCCAUUGAAGAUAGAGUUAGUACUCCAACACCACAUUCAUUAAUUUGUAUUAAGUAAAUAAUCAUCCCUAAUUUAUGGUAGACACUGGCUUAUUGGAUGUACAGUCAAACUUUGA
Messenger RNA from Papilio machaon (common yellow swallowtail), 587 nucleotides. Its product is annotated as centrosomal protein of 120 kDa-like. The record is from RefSeq and is a predicted model, not a curated record. The coding region runs from base 62 to 418 and encodes 118 amino acids. The transcript has 4 exons. NCBI's taxonomy places the organism in Eukaryota, Metazoa, Arthropoda, Insecta, Lepidoptera, Papilionidae.